GGGGGUGUGAACUUUGGAGAAUAUUCUCAGUUUGCUAGUCAAACCGUUCACUACUGAUAACUUAUCGCAAUGGCUUUCAAAUUUGUUCUUUUUGCCGCCCUGGUCGCUGCCACCAGCGCCGGACUGAUUCCUCAGCAUGGACACAUUGGACACGCUUCGUCCCACCAGAGCUUCCAGCUGCACACUCCAACUCAUCACCAUGCCGCUCCGGUGCACCACGUGGCCGCUGUCCAUGCUGCUCCGGUUCACCACGUGGCUGCCAUCCACGCUGCUCCAGUCCAUCACACGAUCGUGAAGGAAGUCGAGCACCACGCUCCGGCCAACUACGAGUUCUCGUACGCCGUCCACGAUGAGCACACCGGAGACAUCAAGAGCCAGCACGAGACCCGCCACGGAGAUGAGGUCCAUGGCCAGUACAGUCUGAUCGAUUCUGAUGGUCACCAGCGUAUCGUUGAUUACCACGCCGAUCAUCACUCCGGAUUCAACGCCGUCGUCCGUCGUGAGCCAACCCAUGUGAAGAUCGCUCAGCCAGUGCACAAGGUCAUUGCCCAGCCCGUCCAUGUCCAUGCUGCCCCAGUCGCCCAUCACUCGUACUCCCAUGCUGCCCCAGCUGUCGCUUACACUUCCCAGCACCAUGCUGCCCCACUUGCUCAUCACUCGUACUCCCACGCUGCCCCAGCUGCGGCCUACACUUCCCAGCACCAUGUUGCCCCAGUGGCCCAUGCUACCAUCUCCCAUGUUGCGCCGGUUGCCUACACCAGCGGACACGGACAUGGACAUCAUGCCACCAGCCAUAUCAGCCACAACAGCCAUUACUAAAUGGAAAUAGUUACCCACUUGAUAGCCCAAUUGCGUCGAAAUAAAAGUACAAACAUGUUUAAGUAAUAUCAUACAAA
Molecule: messenger RNA, 896 nt
Organism: Culex quinquefasciatus (southern house mosquito)
Lineage: Eukaryota; Metazoa; Arthropoda; Insecta; Diptera; Culicidae
Product: cuticle protein 8
Exons: 2
Coding region: 70-819 (249 amino acids)
Cellular component (GO): extracellular matrix
Source: RefSeq, a predicted model, not a curated record